AUGUUAGGCAUUGAUCGCGCCGGUCUGGUGGUUGCGGAAGCUGCGCGGGCGCGGCUCCGGAAGGAAGUCAGGCGCGUUCUCACUCAGCUGUGGAAAACGGAAUCACUAGCAAACGUGCGCGAGAGUACCGCGGGCCGGGGAGGGGUGCGCACACCUGGCCGCCGCAGCUGCGGCGCGGAUCUCACGCGCAGCUUCCUUACCGCGCAUGCGUGCACACGCAUUAUGUACAGCUUGGUACAUGCUAUGGCUCUUGAUUAUAAUAAAAAACGUAAGAUUAAACCCGAAGGCACAAGGAAAAAUUUUACAGCGCACUCGACGCAAAACGCCGAGUCACCGGCGCAGGCGCAGCGGUCGUGGGGCGACGGCUUUGAUGCAAGCCGACGUUCGACAUCGCCCGAUAGCCAACAAAACGACAAGCUUGGUGUUAUUCUUGAA
This is a messenger RNA of Brenthis ino (lesser marbled fritillary), 435 nucleotides long. The record is from the annotation of a GenBank genome assembly. NCBI's taxonomy places the organism in Eukaryota, Metazoa, Arthropoda, Insecta, Lepidoptera, Nymphalidae.